Pneumocystis carinii B80 is the source of this 2894-nucleotide messenger RNA. RefSeq lists its product as hypothetical. Gene Ontology annotation, biological process: regulation of DNA-templated transcription. The record is from RefSeq and is a predicted model, not a curated record. NCBI's taxonomy places the organism in Eukaryota, Fungi, Ascomycota, Pneumocystomycetes, Pneumocystales, Pneumocystaceae. Gene Ontology annotation, molecular function: rDNA binding; transcription factor binding. Gene Ontology annotation, cellular component: nucleolus. Bases 47 to 2851 code for a protein of 934 amino acids. The transcript has 10 exons.
CAACCAGAGGCAGAUCGAAGGAAAAAAUGACAAAGAUUAACACAUCAUGACAGAGCUUAGUUGUUACUGGGACUUAGCAUCAGAAGACCCAGAAAUACGUAGUAAAGCUACUAUAAAGCUUAUUGAAGGGGUUAAAUUAGCAAUUCCUAAGGAUGAAGAAGAUAAGAGUUUAGGAACAUCAAAAAAAUCUAUAGAAAAUGUUUUAGGAGAGAAGGGAAUGUACGCACUGACUAGAUUAAUUAAAGGCCUUUCUAGCAGCAGAGAAUAUAGCAGACUGGGGUUUUCUACGGCGUUAUCAGAGUUUUUGUUAGAAAUAAAGGGUCUAGAUGCAGGAGAAAUUAUUGAAUUAAUUGAGAAAUAUAAUGGGGAGAAGGGGAAUUAUUCAGCACAAGAAGAAAGAGAUUUUUUAUUUGGAAAAUUAUUUGGUAUGAAAGCAAUUGUGGUUUCUAAGAUACUUGAAAGGACGGGAUGUAUUGAGAAGAUAGAGAAAGUGGUAGAAAUAUUGAUUGAAAUAUCAUUAAAAAAAAGAUGGAUGAGGGAACCAAGUUUUUAUGUAAUAAACGAUAUAUUAGUUCAGUUUAAGGAAUUUUCUCAGUCUGAGGAAGUCUAUAGUAGAAUUCUUAAAAAAAUAUGUGAUUCUGGGAUGUCUAAGACAUUAGAAGGGGUAGCAAUAAUAUUAACGAUUGAUAAAUAUAAGGAUUUGAAGUCUAUUGGGGAUACUCAAUGGAGUCCUUUAAAUCCUCUUGAUUCAUCUAAUUUGGAGGAACUAGCUAAAGUUUUAAAAAAUGAUAAUAUUAAUUCAGAAACAAAACAGAAUGUGAGUUGGAAUACAAGAUCACAUUUUGUUUGGAAUAUAAUUAUAGAAAUGUACACAUCAGAAGCGAAUAAUUCAGUGAAUUCAUCAUUUUUAGAAUUUUGGACUAAAGUUAUUGAUGAAUCCUUUUUUUCAGCUACAUCAUCUCUUGAAAAAAAGUUUUUAGGAUUUCAAGUAUUUAAUAUGGCAUUAUCUAAAAUUGAAAAUUCAGAUAUUGUCCAUUUAUUUUCUAAAAAUUUCAUGCGUUGCUUUAUAAAUCAUUUAUCAGAUGAGGAUAGAUAUUUGAACAAAAUUUCAAACAAAGUGAUUUCAUGUAUAAUUUCAACGGCUAAUACUGAAAAAAAAACUAUUCUUCCAAUAAUUAAGUCUCUUCUAGGGCCUUUAGGAGCAUUAAAUUUUGAUAAAAUUACAAAAACUAAACUUAUAGAAUCUUUAAUUUCUUUAGCAGAUGAAAACAGUUUAUGGGAUAUUUUGCAACUGUUAAAAACAAUUACAUGUUCACCGUACUCGAAAAAUGAAGAUAUAGAUCAGAAACGUCAAAUUUCAAUUGAUAUAAUGCUUAGUAUUUUAAGAAACAAGAAAUGCAAUAAAAGUAAUGAAUGGAUAAUAGAUUAUAUAACAUUUUUCGUAACUUACGGAUAUUUUGAACCUAAAUUAAAAGAUUUUGAACAUCCAUUUUCUACUAAUACAAAAACUGUAUUAAGAUCUCGUCUUUCAUCAUCUCUUGCAUAUUUAAACUCUAAGGAUCACUCUAUAGAGUCUAAUAAAAAUUCACAAAAACAAUUUUUUUGGCCAUCUUUUACUAUUGAACUAAUUAUUUCAUUAUCUGAAUCAGAAAAAUAUAAUUUAUCAGUAAACAUAGAUUCAAAAAUUCUUAAAAUUAGAGAUAAAUCCAUAAAAAUUUUUAAAAAGAUUUUAGUAAAGAAAUCUAAUUCAGAAAAAAAGACAGCACAAGAACUACUUGCUUUUGAAUUGUUAUAUUCCUUAUCUAUUUUGCAACUUUAUAACGAGGAUCCAGAAGCUAGUUCAGUUCUUGAAGAACUUAAAAUCUGUUAUAAUAAUCUUUUCAAAGAAAAAACAAAAUCAUCAGAAAAUACAAUUGAGAUUCUUACUGAUAUUCUUUUGGGAUUUUUGUCUAAACAUUCUAUUUUAUUUCGAAAAUUAGUAGAACAGACAUUUAGAUAUAUUUCAGAUAAAAUAAAUUAUAAAUGUCUGUCAUUAUUGAUAAAUGUUCUUCAAACAGAUGAGAAUUCAGAUAAGAAUAAUACUCUAUUUGAAGAAAUUACUUCAGAUGAGGAUUAUAAUAAUAUAGACAAUGAUUCUAAAUCAUUAAAUAAUGAGGAUAAAACGAAUACAGAGGAUGAUUUUAACGAUAUAAUUAACGAUAUUAAAAAAGACAAUGUAUUUAAAAAAUCUCUAGAUAUUUCCUCAAAUAUUUCUAAUGAAGAUGUUGAAAAUGAUUCUGAAAAGUCUAUAAAUGAUGAAGAGAUGUUAGAAUUAGACAAACAUAUAGGAAAUAUGCUAAAAAAAAGAAAGAAAAAAAACAAAAACAAAAAGGUUGAUCUUAAAGAAAAUAUUAUAAAUUUUAAAAGGAAAGUUCUGGAUAUAUUAGAUAUUUUUUUGGAACUACGUAACGAAGAUCCAAUAAUUCUUGAUUUGAUUUUACCAUUAUUAACUUUAAUACGUACUACAUCAUCUGAUAUUAUUUCAAACAGAGCACGAAAUUUAAUUGGAAAUAAAUUAUGUAAAGCAAAAAUCAAUUUAAACGAAAUUAAAAUUGAAUACGCUUUUGAUAUUCUUAAAAAAAUACAUGAAGAUGUAUUAAAAAUGAAAAAAAGAGGUACAGGAAUGCCUCAUAGUCAAUCUAGCAUAUUUCUUGUUAAAAUUAUUAUCUUUAAAGAUAUAAAUUAUAUAGACCAAAUACUAAAAAUAUAUUCUGCAACAUUUAAUACAUGGAUAACAAAGAAAAAAAUCAAACUUCAAGCAUCAUUAUUUACUGAUCUGAUAAAUUGGGGAGCUCAAUUCAGACAAAAAUAAAAUAGGUUUACAUUUUAUAUAAUACAAAAUAUUAAAAAUAUAU